Messenger RNA from Peronospora matthiolae, 1251 nucleotides. The record is from the annotation of a GenBank genome assembly. NCBI's taxonomy places the organism in Eukaryota, Oomycota, Peronosporomycetes, Peronosporales, Peronosporaceae.
AUGCGAUGCGCGAGCAAGGCCGCCGAGAGCGCGUCUGCACGUCUCUGUGCGGACGCCGAAGCAGAAACUACAGCAACUGAUAUCCCAUCGGUUGCUGAAUCGACUCAGCCUGUAUCACCUGGUGAUGCAGGCGCUGAUCAUGAAGACACUCGUGUCUUCACAGAGUACGAGCUCGGUGUCUCGUACUCUCCUGAUACGGAUGACGGAUCCGUAUCGACGGCAAUUGAAUCCAAGCCGCCUGCCAAGCGUGGCAUGGACGAUGCUUUGCGUCGCAGCAUCUUUGGUUCAUCUGAUGAGUCAGAUGAACCAUCGCCGAAGCGAAGGCGCUCGAGGUCGCGAGACUCGGGCGCUAAUAGUGGUGUCGUUUCUCCAAUGGACACCACUUCACAGCGAGGUGCCAGUACUUCUGUCGGCACGUCGCAGGAAGAGCGGGACCGCAAUGUGUUGCGUCUCGCUCCAGAAAAGAAGGCAUGGAUGCCUCCUAAAUCUGUCAUGGAUCACUUGUCGGCGACGACGAGUGAUCGUUAUCGAACACGAUUGUUCGAUUCGUCAAGGAUCCAUCACCUUGACCCCAGCGCGAAAGACUAUCGCGCUGAACAUGAAGUUCUUCAUCGAUGCUUUCUUCAGACAUCGAUGGCGUGGAACGCCUACAUCCAUAAUCUCGAGGAUGUAGGUCGUGACGCUUGGAACGACAAACUUAUCAAAGCUCGUGAUAAGUUUGAAAAGCGAACCCCGACAGGUGCACGCUACAAGCUGCAUCGUCUGUCAAGGGAGAAGGGAUUACCCUGCCUCUCUUGGGGAGACUCGUGCCCAUGUUGUGUGAACAACUCUGCGCUCGCGCCUACGGAGGCUUGCCUCCUUACCAGCCCGUGGUGGCGCGUACGUGUCUCUACUGAGAUGUACGAAGGGAUUGACAACCUGAAAUCCCUUUACGACCGUGCCGGGAAGACUUUCUCCGGCGGUCCUUCUGCGGCACAGGAUGUGCCGCGUCGAACUGCUCAACCAGACCCAGUACGUCAACCAUCAAUUGGGAGCGGGGCUCCCAAGAAUCCCAGGACGGGGGAUAGCCGCGCCACCGGACGAGGUAACUCGUCCGACGUCCGUUCACGUCGCGGUGGUUCAACAGCUGCUCUACUAGAUAGCGCUGGCCACCGCGAGAGUCCUCUAAUGGAGGUGGAGGAGGAGGAAAGACGCUCUCCACACGAUCAUGUGGAUCGGUGUGUUCCCGAGAGCUUCUUUUUGAUCGCGUAA